Orbicella faveolata is the source of this 3138-nucleotide messenger RNA. RefSeq lists its product as uncharacterized. Gene Ontology annotation, biological process: potassium ion transmembrane transport; action potential. The record is from RefSeq and is a predicted model, not a curated record. Gene Ontology annotation, cellular component: voltage-gated potassium channel complex; membrane. Gene Ontology annotation, molecular function: ligand-gated monoatomic ion channel activity; delayed rectifier potassium channel activity. Lineage: Eukaryota; Metazoa; Cnidaria; Anthozoa; Scleractinia; Merulinidae.
AAAAGGUUGCUUUCCUCUAGACCAAAUAUUUUCUUAACGUUUUUUUUUUUAUCCCAUUCUUUUCUUUUAAACAAUACGCCAGUACAAGUAGAAAAUAUUGUAUACCAAUGAGCAAAUUAGCUAUUAUACCCACCUAAAUAUAAAGCAUAUUUUCUUUUCGUUACCAAUGUUACUUCGAAGAAGCAGGCAUUUUGAAUGAACUUGAGUUCUUAUGCAAAGUAAAGAAAAUAUACUUCGGCUGAAGCGUCAAAUAAUCAGGUUUGCGACUCAAGUUUAUUUUUUUGCACACCCUUAAUUAAUCUCUUAAGAAAAAGGGGAAAUACAUAGAACUGCCAGGUGAUACUUUUAAAGGCUGUAGGUGCUUAGCGCUUUUAAUUGCUCAGAAACAAGCAGAUCUUUGCAAGGAAAUCGAAUGAGAUUCUUAUCCCGAAUUCAUGUGAAACUAGGCUUUAGGGAACUAACGAUCAUGCUGAGAAUCGACAGGUUUUAACCUCUGUGCGUUAAAUGUACAUGCGUAUUAGUAAUCGUUGUGUUUUCAAGGAAACAGAUGUUUCGCUGAAAAUGUGCCGCUAAUUCCUUCCUGGUGCGGCUCCGCUUUGCUAGAAAACUGAUGACGCUUUCCGGAUAAACUAAAGCUCUUUUCAAUAUCAAAAAUAAUAACAGCCACAACGAAAAAAUUAUGAAAAAAAUUAUGGGAUUUUUCAUUCAGGAAACGAAAUAUGCCUUCUUUGUAGUGCGGGAUCCGCGAGAACAAACCACGGACAAAAGCAAGGAUAUUCCAGUUUUGUUUCGUCCACUUUACGGUGAAAGCACUUUGAUAAAAAUUCUACCCUGAGACACAGGCUCGCACAAUUAGCCAUUAUCUGUUGCUGGGACAAUCUGUGAUCAUUAUUUAUUCACAAGCACUUCGCACUUCGGGUUCACAGAAACUUAUUAACCACCAAGCGAAUGCACGAUACGGUAAAUAUCACCCACGAAUAUUCAUUACUCCCUGGUAGGUCAGUCCUUAUAAUGUUUGCAAUUUUUCUGUUUCAAUAAUUAGCACUCAUGUCGUCGACGACUUUUAGGCAAUGAUACAAUUCCGUUUUGACGACCGUGAAUGUUCUUAUUAUUAAUGCCUCCAGCUUCGCUAACGAGUGCCAAUUUCAAGCGCGAUUUUCCAUCUACAAGUUGGAUGGCUGCUUGUCACUAAGAUAGCCUUCAGGAUUUUACUGGUGUUUCAAUCUAGAAGGCAGAAUUACGCUGCCAUCAUGGAUACAGUCCUAGGCAGCAUUGGGUUACUGCUUAUUGUGAGUGGGAUGGUGCAAGCAAGUACAAGGGCACCAGAUAGCCCAAACAAAGAAAUUAACGAAGGUUUUUAUCUUCCUUCAAGUGCCAUCCACGCAAAAAAUGACACCACGAUUUUUGAACUGCGAAAUAUAACCUUCAGCGGAAAUGUUCUAGCGGAGGAUGAACUGGCUCGAUUUAGUUUCGACGAGAAAUGUUCCCGAGGUCUUCCAUUGUCAGCAGCGUGGCAGUAUUACGGUCCGUAUACAAAGCCAAACAUACGUAGUGGCCAAGUUGCCGUGGAAGGAAUCUUUCCGCACAUGAUUAAUAAGAUGCUUCGCGUUUGUUGUAACAGCUCUGCGACCGUAAAAUUUGGAAAAAUCUAUGAUUCUAUUCGCGGUCUGGAGGGCCAUUUAGACCAACCGAACGAAGCUUAUGAUUUCAGCUUUCCCAUCACUGGUCUGAGUUUGGAAGACGAAGUAUUUAAAGACAUGCCUUACAUUCCAUUCGUACAGGCUCCUAGAGUGGCUCUACUUGUUCAUGAAACGGCAGAGGACAACAAAACUACUCAGCUGAUGAACACUGUGUUCAAAGCAUGGCCCAUUCUCAUUUUCAUACUUGUUGCAGCGACUCUUUCUGGUAUCAUCAUUUGGCUUCUGGACCGCCUAAAGAAUCCGGAUGAAUUCCCACGUCCGUUUAUCAAUGGCACCUGGGAGGGUUUUUGGUGGGCUUUUGUUACCAUGACAACGGUUGGAUACGGUGACCGCGCACCCAAGUCGUUUUUGGCGCGGAUCUUUUGUAUCGUGUGGAUCCUGGUGGGGAUUAUUAUCAUUGCAAUAUUCACCGCUAUCGUAACUGCCUCGCUAUCAGCCAGUAUCCAACAUCAUUUCACUGUCCACGGCUCUGUGAUUGGAGCAGUAAAUGGUAGCGAGGAAUUCCGUCUUGGAGUCAGUUUGAACGCUGACAUGAAACCAUAUCAUUCUAUACCGAAAAUGAACUCUGACCUGCUGGCCGAAAAGCUAAAAGGCUCUUUGAUAGACAACUAUGUGCUGACAUAUUACAGUGAUUUUGUGAGAGUAAACGACGAGGUGCGAAUCGAGACUACCUUUGAACAUGCCAUCACCUAUGGUCUGGCCGUUCGUUCCAAUGCGUCAUCGGAUAAACUGGAGUGUUUUCGGCGUUAUCUUCGGAAUCACCCUCAGGAGGCGUUUGAAAUUAUUGCAAAGAACCUCGAACCACUCAAGAAUCCUACCGAUGAAGUUAGCCAGGAAGUGAAAGCCUCCGAGGGAUUGUUCUUCUUCAAAGAACAGACUUUUCAAAACGUUCUCUUCAUCUUGCUAGGGGUGCUGGGAUUUCUUCUCCUGGUCGGUGUAGUCUGGGAACUACUUUAUCAUCGACCAAAGCGACGUCAGAAGAAGAAGGACACAGAGGAUGACGGCGCCUUCAUUUCAUUAACCCCGGCACAAAAUAUAUGUGACUGUCAUGAAAUGUUCCUCAGUCAUCAGACAAUCCAGAGCAUCAAAUACAAAUCCGCAAAAAUCAAGGAGCUCAUCCGGGAAUAUGAGGAAUACUACGAGGCUUGGUUACAAAGGGUGCGUUCUGUUGAACACGAGGGAAAUGGUGUAACGCCACAGAUGGUUUGAAUGACUUCGCGUGACUCCAAAUAUAAGUGACAGAUUUAUUAAGCUUUUUUCGUCUUUUCCUUUAAAUCGCUAUUUCAAGAUCGAGAAUGUUCCUCCCUGUUGGUGAUCUUUAGGGCAUGUGUUCUUGUAGGCGAUGCAAUUACUAUUUAUGCCUAUUGGGGUAUUGAGUGUAAAUCUACUAGCGUUCUAUCACGCAUACCGUCCCCCUAUUGGCUACACUACUCACUAU